AUGGUGGACACCAAGUUUCGGCUCACCGAGAGCCCUGGCCAGGUCCAAAACUCCCGCGAGUUCAACAAUGCACUGAUGACAGAGAAAGUGCGGGCUCAUUUCCUAAAGGAGGCCCUAGGAAAGGCUUCUGGAGAGAUCCAGGAUUUGGUUAAUAAGAACAGGAAGCUUUCUACCAAACUCGAGGCCAAGGAGAAUGAGAACAAGAAGCUUUCUGCCGAACUCAAGGCUCUCAAGAAGGAGCGAAAGCAUGAUUUUGGAGCCACUAGCGACCUCGACCUCCGUAUGAUGAUGCGCCUCGACGAACUGCGAUAUGAAGAGGAAGCGCUCAUGAAUGCCUUCGUUGCUUCCAACGAGAAAUUCGAGGACAACAUUGCCAACCACAAGAGAAAGAUUUCUGCGCAAGAGAAGAACAUCGACAUCAACAAGGAAAUUACCGUCUCCCUGACAGAUGAUCUCUAUGAAAAGUCGGCCGAUGUCGCAGCCGCAGUCAAGAAACUGGAAGAGGACGUGGCCGUCUUGAACGAGUGGAUGAAGGGAGUCAAGCUGGCUGAGAACAAUCCUCAACCCGUUUGGAUGAAGAGAGAUGGACCGGCUGAGGACAAUCAUCAAGCCAUGUGGAUGAAUGGACUCGGGCUGGCUGAUGGCAAUCAUCAAGCCAAAUCGGCUCCCGACAUCUCGGCGGCACGAUUGAAGCAGUUGAAGCAAUUGGUGCGAUCGGUGCGAUCGAUGUGA
Messenger RNA from Fusarium pseudograminearum CS3096, 732 nucleotides. RefSeq lists its product as uncharacterized. The transcript is spliced from 2 exons. The record is from RefSeq and is a predicted model, not a curated record. The coding region runs from base 1 to 732 and encodes 243 amino acids. NCBI's taxonomy places the organism in Eukaryota, Fungi, Ascomycota, Sordariomycetes, Hypocreales, Nectriaceae.